Acanthoscelides obtectus is the source of this 264-nucleotide messenger RNA. The record is from the annotation of a GenBank genome assembly. NCBI's taxonomy places the organism in Eukaryota, Metazoa, Arthropoda, Insecta, Coleoptera, Chrysomelidae.
AUGGUAAAACAAUGGAUUGACUUCAGUACUUCACUAACACUUGAGUAUCAUGUUCGAUAUCGGAGCAUGAUGGCCACACAACCUCACCUUCCAGAAAUUUCCGACGAGUACAUUAUUCUGUUCCUCCACGCAUGUUACUACUCGCAAGAUAAAACGAAAAGUGCCAUCGAAAACUACUUCUCUAUCAGAUCAUCAAAUCCUGCUAUCUUCUCAGACAGAGACGCGUACUCUGCCAGAGUCCAGAAUCUCCUUAGCCUUGGGUAA